CAGAAGAAGAAGAAGAAGCAGGAGGAGGAAGAGGAAGAGGAAGAGGAGCCUGUGAAGGAUCUGUGUUCUCACUGGUUCCUGUUUCCUAACAAACGUCUUGAAUCAUAUGUUUCAGGUUUGAACUCAGAGCAGAGGUGUUGUCCACCAUGAUGCAGAGUCUGAAGGGCGUCAGGCACCUGAACUCCAGCACUGUCAAACAAGCAGUGUCGGAGCUCUCUAUUCCAGUCCCAUGGGGAGAGAUCAGAGGCAAAAUCUGGGGUCCUGAUCACGGGCGUCCUGUGCUGUGCCUGCACGGCUGGGCUGACAACUGUGGUACAUUCAACUCCCUCAUCCCCCUGCUGCCCAAAGAGUACAGAUAUGUGGCGUUGGACCUGCCAGGUCACGGUCUGUCCUCACAUCGUCCUCCUGAAGCUUUCUACUCCUUUCCCUUGUAUCUGAUGGACGUACGCAGAGUCGCUGACGCUCUGCAGUGGAACAGAUUCUCCAUCAUAGGCCACAGUAUGGGUGGUAACAUUGCUGGAUUGUUCAGCGCUCUGUAUCCUGAGAAGGUGGAUGCUAUCGUACUGCUGGACUCUUAUGGAUUUCUACCUACAGAUUCGAAAGAAAUUCCAGAAGUGAUCAGACAGGGCCUGGAUGAGAUGCUUCAGUUUGAAGAAAAGGCAGAAGAAAAGGGGAGAAGAGUUUAUACUUAUGAGAAGGCAGCUGAGAGGCUCUUGGCUGCAAACCCGACUCUGUCUGAACAGUCUGUGCGCAUCCUUUUAGAGCGAGGUCUCGAUCAAGUAGACGGAGGAGUUGCGUUCACUCGAGACUUUCGUCUCAAUCUGAAAAACAUCGUGCGCACCACUUUGGAGCAGUGUCUGGAGUUCCAGAAGAGGAUUACAGCCUCCACCCUCGUUAUUCUAGCAGAGGACGGCUUUGAGAAGGUAUUUGCUGAACGAGAUGGAAAGAAAGCUUCGUCAGCUCUUGUGCAGGCCUAUAGGGACAGAAAUCAAACUGUAGUGAGAGUACCUGGUGAUCAUCACAUCCACUUGAAUGAUGCUGAGGUCGUCGCUCCCCUGGUGUCGGACUUCCUGCAGACCAAUUGAAAGGAGGAGCACAGGAGCGUAAAUGCCUUACAGCCGUUUGCCUCUGCCGACCAGUCGAGUUACAGUUUACAUCCGUGACUGUCCACACUAACAUAAUAAAUGCAUUGAAGACAUUUAUUUAAUUAAAGGUGCUGAUUGUAUUUUGUGCAUACCAGAGUGCGGACCUCCACCAAGACCCAACAGUCCCUUUAUGAAACCACAUUGAAUUUAUUUGAUCCAGAUUUGGAUUUAUUUGGAACUGCACCAAAUAGCACACACUCAUAAAUCAGCCUCCUUAACGAGCUUCAUGAUUCAUGUUUGAUCCAUUGUUCAUGUUGAAAAACAUUCUCACAAACAUUCCUGGAUCCACACCCUGAUCCAGUCCACACAAAAAUUGCUUGUGUUCUUUCUUGGAUCAUAGAAAUUUCAUGUAAAUCCGUUGAGUAGUUUUUGCGUAAACCUCGUAACAAACAAACAAACACCGAUGAAAACAUAACCUCCUUGACCGAGAUGAUAAACUCAAAUUUUGGACAAGUGGUAACUCUGACCUCUUGGUGGUGAUAAAAACUGAUGUGGGUCUUGGGUUCAUCCUCUGAGGACCAGGAAUGUUUUGGCUAAAGAAAGAUGGUGUUUAUUUACACACAGUUUAUACACUGAUGCAGUAAUCAGACAGAAAUAUUGUUGUAAGAAAUGUCAGAGCUUCACACAGAAGAAAUGAGUGGAAUGAAGAGCAGCUGCUGAAGUCUGUGUUCAGCUCGAUCUGCAGCAGAAUGUUUGAAAUGCUCUGUGAUGUGUUUGAAGUCUGCUACCGGAAUGAAAUAUUUCAGCAGAUGUA
Molecule: messenger RNA, 1899 nt
Organism: Hippoglossus stenolepis (Pacific halibut)
Lineage: Eukaryota; Metazoa; Chordata; Actinopteri; Pleuronectiformes; Pleuronectidae
Product: serine hydrolase-like protein
Exons: 13
Coding region: 147-1085 (312 amino acids)
Source: RefSeq, a predicted model, not a curated record